AGUCGGUCGCGACAACUGCUGAGUGACGGGUGACGAUUGUGGCCCCACACCAUAUAAUAUACAUAUAUUGCCACACACACACACCCCAUUACGAACUAACGGCGAUCGGUGAUCCGUGGUUGAGAGACUGAGCCAAGCGACAACUUCUUCGGCGCAGCAUUUUGUUAUAAAUUUAAGUUUUUCAUCCUCUGCUUCUGUUGUUUUUAUUUUUGUUAUAUUUUGUUUUUAUUUUCGCUUGCGACCGUAUUUUUUUCGGUGGCUCGGUUUUUUCGAGUUUUUUACGGUCAAGGCUUGAACCUGACCGAUCAAUCGCUUUGUAAACGUUUAAUUUGUGUUAAUAUUUUGUGUCCCGUUGGCAAGCUGAUCACGAAAAAUGAGGUUGGUGUGCAACAAGAAGACCCUUCUAUGGGUUCUGCUGGCAGCUGUCCUGGUCACCGCAUUGACGCUGGGCCUCGUCUUUGGGUUAAAGAGCAGCGGAACGCCCCUCAUCACCGGCGCUGUGGUCUCGAACGGUAUCGGAUGCGCCGCCAUAGGCGGGAACAUGCUGGAGGAGGGCGGCUCGGCCGUGGAUGCGGCCAUCGCCACACUGCUGUGUGAGGGCCUGCUGUUGCCCCACUCGAUGGGCAUCGGAGGGGGCUUCGUGGCGACCAUCUACACAAGAAGUACGCGUCGCGUGGAGACGGUGAUUGCGCGCGAGUCGGCACCGGCGGCGGCCCACAAGGACAUGUUCGUAGGCCAGACGGAGAUUACGGGUGCCCAGGCCGGGGCCGUGCCGGGGGAGAUCCUGGGCUACUGGGAGAUGCACCGCAAGUACGGUCGCCUACCCUGGAAGGCCCUCUUCCAGCCGUCGAUAAAGUUGGCCCGCGAGGGCCACGUCGUGUCUCGCUACCUGGCUGCGGCAAUCCAAUCGAAGCUGAGUCAGAUCCAGGACGAGCCGUCGCUAGCCUCCAUGUUUCUAAAUGAAAACGGGGAAGCCUACGUGGAGGGCGACUACAUGAAGCGCACCACUCUGGCCGACACCCUUGAAAGGAUUGCGGAGAACGGAGCCAGCGAGAUCUACGACGGGGGCGAGACUGGGCGCAAGUUCGUGGAGGACAUCCAGAAGCUGGGGGGCAUCAUCACCGAGCAGGAUCUGAAAGACUACCGCGUGCAGUGGGAUAGCGACGGGCACAUCGCGGCCAACGUGACUGGCGGGUACACCUUAUACACCACGCCCCUGCCCAGCAGCGGCCCCAUUCUGGCCUUCAUCCUCAACGUAAUGGGCGAUCUCUACACGGACGACAAGGGUGUAUACUGGCAGCGCGCCGUGGAGGCCUUCAAGCAUGCCUACGGGCAGCGCACGAACCUGGGCGACUACCUAAGCGACCCCGUCAGCGGGCCCAGCAUCCAGGAGACUCUCGAGAAAAUUCUCAGCCCCGAACUGGUGGCCGAUGUGCGCAAGCUCAUCCAUGACGAUACCACCUCCCAGGACAAUCUGUACUAUGGGGCCAACUUUUCCGUGGAGGCCGACCACGGCACCGCCCACAUGAACGUCCUUGCCACCAACGGCGACGCCGUCUCCAUCACCAGCACCAUCAACAACUACUUCGGCUCCAAGGUCGCCUCCGCACAGACGGGCAUCAUCCUGAACGACGAGAUGGAUGACUUCUCCACGCCGGGUGUGAUCAACAGCUUCGGCGUGCCCGCCUCGCCGGCCAACUAUAUUUACCCCGGCAAGCGUCCAAUGUCCUCGAUGUCUCCCGUCGUCAUUGUGGAUAGCGACGGAAAUGUACGUCUCCUGGUGGGGGCUGCUGGUGGCACCAGGAUCACCACAAGCGUGGCAAUGGUCAUAAUGAAGUACCUAAUUCGCCACGAGACCAUGGAGCAUUCCGUCAACGAUGGCCGCAUUCACCACCAGCUGGUGCCUAUGCGCGUCCACUACGAGAGCGAGGUGGAGAGCGAAAUUGUUGAAUAUCUCGAAAAGGUGGGCCACACCAUGUACCAGGAGCCGGCUGGAUCCAGCUUCGCAGCCGUCACCGCCAUCGGAUCCCUGAAUGAUCCGGAGCCGUUCUUUGACCGCCGCCGCAUCGGUAGUUCCCUAACUCUGAAAAAUCGCAACAAAAUGCAGCACUAGUGGCGUGGUUUAAGCAGCACUCGGUGCUUGUGAUUUCAGUUUUAUUUAUUAAACAUAGUAUUAUUUUUAGUCACAAUUAAGGAGGAGAAAUGCAGAAACUGUAAAUAAUUGUUAAAGAAUAUUUCGAAUAGAGAAUACUGUGGCUUCGAUUUUUUUUUGUGUAAAUAACCGGUUUGAACAGCCGAA
Drosophila persimilis is the source of this 2299-nucleotide messenger RNA. Its product is annotated as glutathione hydrolase 1 proenzyme. NCBI's taxonomy places the organism in Eukaryota, Metazoa, Arthropoda, Insecta, Diptera, Drosophilidae. The transcript has 4 exons. Gene Ontology annotation, cellular component: plasma membrane. The record is from RefSeq and is a predicted model, not a curated record. Bases 374 to 2113 code for a protein of 579 amino acids. Gene Ontology annotation, biological process: glutathione catabolic process. Gene Ontology annotation, molecular function: glutathione gamma-glutamate hydrolase.